Messenger RNA from Prorocentrum cordatum, 849 nucleotides. NCBI's taxonomy places the organism in Eukaryota, Dinophyceae, Prorocentrales, Prorocentraceae. The record is from the annotation of a GenBank genome assembly.
AUGCUCCACUCCGUGCACACCGGGCAGGCUGCGGGCAAAGGCCCCUCCACCCAGGUGUCUGUUGCGUACGGUGCCCUGCUGGCCGCCGCCUUCCUCGUCUACCACUUUGUGGCAAACGGGGAGUUCUCUGCGAUCCUGACCAUGGCGGUGAUGGCCCAGUGCCUGGCGGUGGCGCUGCUGUGCCUGCAGAUCCUCUCAAGCGGGACCGCGGCGGGCGUCUCUGCGCGUGCCCUGGCUCUCGAGGCCCUCUCGUUCUCGUGCCGCCUGUCGUCGACCACGUGGCUCAAUGGCUACCUCCCCGUUGACGCCUCAGGCGAUUUCGUCUACCAGCUUGUCGACGUGCUGUCGCUGCUGAUGGUGCUGGGGCUGCUCUACCACGUGCUCGUGACGUACCGGCGCACGUACCAGGAGGACAUGGACUCGCUGCCAGUUCUCCCAGUGGUCAUCGGUUCCUUCGUGCUUGCUGCCAUCUUCCACGCGGACAUGAACUCCCGCCCGAUCUUCGACACCCUCUGGAUGGCAGGGCUGUUCGUUGGCGUGUUCUCCGUCCUGCCGCAGCUCACCAUGGUGGCGCGCACCGGCGGCGUCGUCGACGCGCUGACCAGCCACUACAUCGCGAUGAUGGCCGUGAGCCGCGUCUUGAGCGGCAUCUUCAUGUGGCACGCGCGCUUCGACGUCACCUGCGCCCCGUGGAUCGAGGGCGUGGACCACGCCAUCUGGGCGAUCCUGGUGGCGCACGCGGUGCACCUGCUCCUCCUGGGCGAGUUUGCGUUCUACUACGUCAGGGCCAUCUGUGCGCAGGGCCUCGCGUGCAAGGUCGACCUGCAGGCCGCGCUGGACAUCGUCUGA